This is a messenger RNA of Nakaseomyces glabratus, 555 nucleotides long. It is a transcript of the gene UPS1, whose product is annotated as Ups1p. The record is from RefSeq and is a predicted model, not a curated record. Gene Ontology annotation, molecular function: phosphatidic acid transfer activity. NCBI's taxonomy places the organism in Eukaryota, Fungi, Ascomycota, Saccharomycetes, Saccharomycetales, Saccharomycetaceae. Gene Ontology annotation, cellular component: mitochondrial intermembrane space. Gene Ontology annotation, biological process: phospholipid transport.
AUGGUUUUGGUUCAUAGGAGUGUGCAUGUGUUUGAGAAUGACUUUGCGUCUGUGUCCUGUGCGUUCUUCAACCGGUACCCGAACCCAUACUCGCGGACAGUGAAGUCGAUAGACACGUUGAACCAGCAGGUGCUGGACGGCAAGCUGCACACGACGCGGUUGCUGCGGAAGACCGGGAACAUGCCUGUGUGGGCUCGUCCUUUCCUCGGGAGGAUAUCUGAGUCCUGGGUGAUAGAGGUGUCUGUGGUGGACCCGCAGCGCGGGAGGAUGGAGACGUUCACCAAGAACCUGGACCACACCAGGAUCAUGCAGGUGGAGGAGUACAGCACAUACGACUACAACUUCGAGACGCGGAAGACCAGCGUGGUGAGCCGAGUGAAGUUUUCCAGUGGGUUCACCACGGGGCUGCGUGAGCGUCUGGAGAACUGGUCGAGGUCCAUAUUCGACGAGAACGUCAAGUACAGCAGGCAAGGUAUGCUGUUUGUGAUGAAGAAGAUCGAAGAGAAGAGGAACAAGAGGUCCUUGCUGCAGCAAAUCCAGAACAUCGAGCCUUGA